AUGCAAUACAAUCAGCUUCGUGUAAUCAAUGCAUUUCGUGCCAAUAAUGCAAAUAAACUUGGUGAAUUACGUGAAAGAAAUAAUCAAAUGAAAAGAUUUAGUCAUCAAUUGAAUAGAUCUAAUUCAUUUGUUUUACUCAAUUCUAUACCGAUAGAUAUCUUGAAAAGUAAUCAAGAUCCUGUACUACUUCAAUCACAACCAGAAGUUUACUUUAAAUACAAUAAUAAUAAUAAUAAUAAUCAUGAUGGUGAUGAUGAUGAUGCUGAUGAUGAAAAGGAUGAAGAAGACCGUCAAACUGAUUCUGUUGUAGGUGUAACUGAGAAAACAACAUUGUAA
Molecule: messenger RNA, 336 nt
Organism: Heterobilharzia americana
Lineage: Eukaryota; Metazoa; Platyhelminthes; Trematoda; Strigeidida; Schistosomatidae
Source: the annotation of a GenBank genome assembly